AGAAGAGGCACCCGUCUCGACCUCACCGCGACGCGAAACGCCGAGAUAGUCCAUAAUUGCCCGCGGCUCGCGGCGGAUCGAUCGAGAUAUCGCGCGCGAGUGCGUGAUUCGCGCACGUUUUUUUUAUUUAUUUAUUUUUUUUUUUGUAAUUUUUAUCCCCCUCGCACGAUCACGAGGGAGAUCGGACAUCCGCGUUAUCGUUUUGCUUUCCGGAAAGGCAAGAGAACAGACUUCAUAAGGUCACACGAGGAAUAUGAUCCGCGUGGACGAGUCGGACCCAGUGGGAGAGAUCGAGCCCAGCUUUCCCUAUAGAGAUGUGGCAGUUCGUCGUGGAGUCGAGUUCAAGGACGAUUAUGACAUUCAGGCGGAGCUCGGACGAGGAAAAUUUGGCAUUGUUUACCGAUGUAAGGAGAAGGUGAACGGCUUGAUGCUCGCCGCGAAAGUGGUGAACAUCAUGCAAAAGGAGGAUCGACGAGCUGUGCAGAGAGAAGUCGAGAUCAUGCGACGCUUACAGCAUCCACGAUUAAUUCAACUGUAUGACGCUAUCGACGCGGGAAAACAGAUAUACGUUAUUCUAGAAUUGAUCGACGGCGGCGAGCUCUUUGAGAGAGUGAUAGACGAUGAUUUUGUACUGACGGAACGCAGCUGUGCCGUAUUUAUGCGGCAAAUAUGCGAGGGAAUAGAAUUCAUGCAUGGUCAGAAGAUCUUGCAUCUUGAUUUAAAACCUGAGAAUAUCCUGUGCCUGACGAAGGAAGGUAAUAGAAUCAAAAUCAUAGAUUUUGGCUUAGCGCGAGAAUACGAUCCGAACAAGAAACUGCAAGUGUUAUUCGGUACGCCCGAGUUCGUUGCCCCGGAAGUCGUAAACUUCGAUCAGAUUGGAUUCGGCACCGAUGUGUGGAGUAUUGGCGUGAUUUGUUACGUCUUAUUGUCCGGUUUAUCACCGUUCAUGGGCGAUACUGAUAUCGAGACUAUGGCUAACGUCACUAUUGCGAAGUACGACUUCGAUCACGAGGCCUUCGCCGAGAUUUCCGAGGACGCGAAAGAUUUCAUUAAAUGCCUACUGGUGAAAGACAAGGAAAAGCGAGUGACGGCGGCGCAAUGUCGGGAGCAUCGUUGGCUGACUCGUAAAGUGCACAAGACCAGAAGCGAGAAGGAAGUCGCGGGAAUCGCGGAGGCCAAACGGACGGCCUUCAUCGAGAAUCGUUCUGUCACAGUCGAUAAUGGCAGAGAGGAGCUGGACGUGACGAAGGACAAUCUCAGGCUGUUCGUUGAGCGUUGGCGAGAGCACCCGGACAGCCCGUACACGAUCACGGACUCGUAUCACGCGUUGCCGAGGCAGCCGGCCAACGAUCGCGAGGAAUCGGUGUCCCUGCGGGCUCACAGUCCCUCUCCCUGCGACAGUCUUCGCAGCAGCAGCACGCAGUCGGAGAAGAUGAUGGAUUCUGCGAGAGAUAAUUCGAGUCAUCUACUGUCCGUGCCGAGUCUCAGCUUGUCUUUGGAGAGGAGAGCCUCCGAAGGUACCGUGCUGCGGAACCGUCGCGAUCCCGCCAGCCAGAUCGCUUUGGCCGAGGAAAUCAUCAAAUUGUCCGAACAUUUGCGCGCGAUCGCCAUGGGGUCGAGCGUGAACGAGGAGAGUAACGUAGACAUAACGGAAGCGACGCAGCAUUCCAUGAAGAGAUCCGGCGGGCAUAAUCGCGGUACGUACUCGAAGAGCAACAGGACGGUGACCGUGUCUCGCAAUGACAGAGAGACGAAUGAGAUCACGGAGAAACUGUCCACUAUUACUCGGCAACGGAAGCUCAACGGGACAACGUUUUACAGUAGUCGUAGCUUCGAUAAAUACAAUGCCGAUACGAAUUCCGGUAAUGUGUUUGUAGCUUUGAGAAGAACGAGCAUUGGCGAGGCCGAGACAUCCGACAGACGGAAAGGUCGAAAGUCCUUCGAACAGAGAACUAUCGCGGAAGCGGUCGAGGAGAAGUUCAAUGAAGAGGCGAUCGGCAAGAGGACUACUCUUCAGACGUCCUUCGACGCGGAGGACAAGGAGAUGGAUCUGACACCUCCCUGGCGACGAUCGCGAGUGAAACGAUCCUUCGGCGAGACCAGUCGAGAUGUGCCGCGCAUAUCGAAUCUGCGGGAUCUGCACAAGAAUCUGAAUCUCAACGAGCCGACCAGCACCAAGGAUCUGUUGUUGCAUCUGUUGGGCGAGUGGGAGGAUUCCACCGCGACGUCCUACGGCGGCGCCGGCAGGAAGUCCGUCAGCCUGGACUGGCACACCGCGGACACAGUCGCCAGGAAGACGAUGAACUCGUUGGCGGAGUAUUUCCAGUCGAAGCAGCAAGAAGCGAAAUCCCCUGACGUCGUAUCGUCUACAUCGUCGUCGAUAUAUCGUUGAAUGUGCGUUUCGUCAUGAAGCCUGAUUCUCGCUGUAGAUCGCAUGGUUCGCGAAUCGACUGCAGACGAAUCUCUCAGGAAACACAAAAACGUGUUUUAAUUGUAUUAAGAAAAAUGACGAAUAUUGAAGUAGAAUAACUUUUGAUUAUCUCGGAGUUUUUUUUUCACUUAACUUCAAAUUUAUCAAUUCUUGUCUGAAAUUGCACCUAUUUCUGCAAAUUUAUUUACAUGGGAAUUUAUGAUUCUAUUUUUUAAAUUAAAUACAAACAUACGGAUACAAUGUUAAUUAAUUCAACGGAUUUGUACUUAUGUUACAUGGAGAGUUAAAUAUAAAUAACAGAGACGACAGGAGUGUAAGAGAGAAUGAGACUCCGAAAAUGUGUUAUCGAAACAAAACCUUGCUAAUGAGCUCAUAAAUUGUUAAUGAAAUUACUAUGAUAAUAUCUUGUAAUUAUAAUGUUAAAAAAAUGCGGAAACUUGUACUGUGCACCACGAGCACACCCUCAAAUCGAUAUUUUUAUACCUGUUAGUAUAACGUCUCCAAUUUUUAUCAAUUGCUUGCGGAACAAAUCGAUUUUAUU
This is a messenger RNA of Linepithema humile (Argentine ant), 2972 nucleotides long. RefSeq lists its product as uncharacterized. Gene Ontology annotation, cellular component: nucleus. Lineage: Eukaryota; Metazoa; Arthropoda; Insecta; Hymenoptera; Formicidae. Gene Ontology annotation, biological process: positive regulation of apoptotic process; protein phosphorylation; intracellular signal transduction. The record is from RefSeq and is a predicted model, not a curated record. Gene Ontology annotation, molecular function: protein serine/threonine kinase activity; ATP binding.